Molecule: messenger RNA, 2218 nt
Organism: Eutrema salsugineum
Lineage: Eukaryota; Viridiplantae; Streptophyta; Magnoliopsida; Brassicales; Brassicaceae
Product: exocyst complex component EXO70B1
Exons: 1
Coding region: 1-2094 (697 amino acids)
Biological process (GO): exocytosis
Cellular component (GO): exocyst
Molecular function (GO): phosphatidylinositol-4,5-bisphosphate binding
Source: RefSeq, a predicted model, not a curated record
AUGGAGAAGAACGACAAGGACCCUGAUCAUCAUCAUGAUCAUGACAAAUCCAAGGGAGAGGAGAAAGGCGACGUAGUUUCAGAUGCUCAUCGGGAAGAUGAAGCGCAUCAGAACGGAAGCAGUAAAGAGAAUGUCGAUGUUGGUAAUGCCGAGACAGAUCACGAUCCAGGAGACAACAAUGUCGAUUCACAAGGAGAAGAAACACAAGCUGAGGUUCAUCAAACCCUCGAGUCCUUGUCAGAAGAACUCGACCAGCUUCUCACGAGUCUCUCCCUUCACAAGGAGGAUCAACAAGACAACAACACCGAGGAGAAAGGAGAGGAUGAUUACUUUCAGAUCCCACAAUUUGUUGGCAAGUUCUUGGAUCUCUUCGAGGACAAACUCUCAAAAUACGACUCUGGUGAGCCUAAGACGAUUUGGUACCAAGAUCCAGAAGAAACGUCUUCGCUUCUGGAGGCAGUGGAUCGUGUCUCAAAGCUUAUGGGGCUUUUGCUCAAUACAAAAUCCUGUCUGGACCAUCAUGAGCCCUUGAUCAACCAUGCCGGAUCCAUCCAGCAGCGUGCAAUGGCCUUCUUGGAAGACGAAUUCCGCAUCAUUUUAGAAGAAUCCGUUGUCAAAGAGCCCGUGGUGGCCUCGGAUGACAGCAGCAGCCAGAGGAAGAGCACGGCCGAUCAGCAAGACCACCUCCAGAACGAUGCGGUGGUCUCACAAGAUCACGACCAGAUGAUUGUUCCGGAAUGUGGCGAUCAGGAGAUUGAAUAUCCCGGUUAUCCGGAGGAGGUGGUUGUGUUGCUGAGGAAAAUAGCCGAGAAAAUGAAAGGAGGAGGGUAUGGAUGGGAAUGCAGAGAGGUUUAUUUGGUUGGGAGGAGGAACAUCUUGAUGCGAACUUUGAAACAUGAUUGUGAGUUUGAGAAAGUGAGUAUUGACGAGGUGCAGAAGAUGAGCUGGGACACGCUGGAGAGAGAGAUCCCUAUUUGGAACAAGACUUUCAAGGACUGCUCUUCCCGCUUCUUCCCCGGUGAGCUCAAACUCGCAGAGAAGAUUUUCCCAGGGGACGAUGGGAGCUUGUUCUGCAUCGUCACGCAUGGUCUGGCCAUCCAGUUCUUGGGAUUCGCCGAGGCUGUGGCCAUGACCAAACGAUCCACUGAGAAGCUAUUCAAAAUCCUCGACAUUUACGAGACUCUCCGGGACAGUUUUCCUCCCAUGGAGGAGCUGUUCCCCGAGGAGCUACGGAGCGAGCUGAGGAAUGAGGUGACCAGCGCUCGUUCACGCUUAGGAGAGACAGCAAUUCACAUAUUCUCAGAUCUUGAGAACUCCAUCAAAUCUGAUUCGAGCAAGACUCCCGUGCCAGGAGGCGCAGUGCAUCCCCUGACUAGGUACACAAUGAAUUACCUCAAGUACUCGUGCGAGUACAAAGACACGUUGGAACAAGUGUUCAAGAGCCACUCGAAGAUGGAGAGAGAGGAUCAGGAGGAGUCUGCAGAGAGUGGGAACUCGGCCUUUGCGAACCAGCUGAUGAGAAUAAUGGAGCUACUCGACGUGAAUCUGGAGGCCAAGUCGAAGCAGUACAAAGACAUACCACUGAGCUGCAUCUUCAUGAUGAACAACGGGAGAUACAUAGUGCAGAAGAUCAAAGGAUCAGCUGAGAUACACGAGGUGAUGGGGGACACGUGGUGCAGGAGGAGGUCUUCAGAGCUAAGGAACUACCACAAGAACUACCAGAGAGAGACGUGGGGGAAGCUGCUUGGGUUCUUAGGCCACGAGGGGCUCAUGCACAACGGAAAGAUAGUCAAGCCCAAUCUUAAGGAGAGGUUCAAGAGCUUCAACGCAACUUUCGACGAGAUACACAAGACGCAGACCACGUGGGUGGUCAACGACGAGCAGCUGCAGAGCGAGCUUAGGGUCUCUAUAACCGCGGUUAUGAUACCUGCCUACAGGGCUUUCAUGGCCAGGUUUGGACAGUACUUGGAUCCAGGUCGCCAGACCGAGAAGUAUAUCAAGUACCAGCCUGAGGACAUCGAGGAUCUCAUCGACCAGCUCUUCGAUGGCAAUACUUCCUCCUCUUCCACCGCCACCGCCAGGCGAAGAACGUAGCUUCUUUCUUUUCUUUUUUGUUUUGCAGCAACACUUUUUCUUACAUUUCCUCAAAUUUUUCUUCAUCUACUGUUUUUGUCUGAAUGCCCACAAACUUGGAUGACUCAUAUUUCUACCAAUUCAA